GGCGGCGGCGGCGGCUGAGGCGGAGGCGAGGGGUCCGGCCCGGCCCGGGAUAUUUGACGAUUGGGCCCCCAGCGUCUCUGCAUUCUGAUUGAUGUGUCUCACCUGAAGUCUUCGGGAGUUUACGAAAUGAGCCAGGGCCGGGGGAAGUAUGACUUCUAUAUCGGCCUGGGGUUGGCUAUGAGCUCCAGUAUUUUCAUCGGAGGGAGCUUCAUCUUGAAAAAGAAAGGUCUCCUCCGGCUAGCCAGGAAAGGAUCGAUGCGAGCAGGUCAAGGUGGCCAUGCCUAUCUUAAGGAGUGGCUGUGGUGGGCUGGACUUCUGUCAAUGGGAACCGGUGAAGUUGCCAACUUUGCUGCUUAUGCAUUUGCUCCUGCUACAUUGGUGACUCCUUUAGGAGCUCUCAGCGUCCUUGUAAGUGCCAUUCUUUCCUCAUACUUUCUAACCGAAAGACUCAAUCUCCAUGGAAAAAUUGGGUGUUUAUUAAGUAUUCUGGGGUCAACUGUUAUGGUCAUCCAUGCUCCAAAAGAAGAUGAUCUAGAAACAUUAAAUGAAAUGUCCCACAAACUAGGUGAUCCAGGUUUUAUGGUCUUCGCCACCCUUGUCGUCAUCGUGUCCCUGAUAUUAAUUUUUGUGGUGGGACCUCGCCACGGACAGACCAAUAUCCUCGUUUACAUAACGAUCUGCUCAGUGAUCGGAGCCCUGUCCGUCUCCUGCGUGAAAGGCCUGGGCAUUGCCGUGAAGGAACUGUUUGCCGGGAAGCCCGUGCUGAGCCAUCCACUGGCCUGGAUUCUGCUGCUGAGUCUUAUCGUUUGUGUAAGCACACAGAUUAAUUAUUUAAACAGGGCCCUGGAUAUAUUCAACACCUCAAUCGUGACGCCGAUAUACUAUGUGUUCUUCACUACGUCUGUUUUAACGUGCUCAGCCAUUCUCUUCAAAGAAUGGCAACAUAUGGCUGCUGAUGACGUAAUCGGCACAUUGAGUGGCUUCCUGACGAUCAUUGUGGGAAUCUUUUUACUGCAUGCCUUUAAAGAUGUCAGCAUUAGCUUAGCCAGCCUGGCCGUGUCCUUUCGGAAAGAGGAACGGGCGGUGAAUGGUGGGUUGUCCGGCCUGUAUGAAUGCCAUAGUAAUGACGAAGGAAGUGUAUCUCCCAUCACUGAACAGCAGCUUACUGAAAUCAACAUCUCCCGGAGAAAUGGAAACCUGGCAGCGUUUUGACACCGCUGAGCUCAUUAAAAAAGGAUUAUUCCAUGACUGGGUUUUGCGGUACAGUGAGUUUGUUUCAGAGCUUGUCUGGAAAUAGAAGUUGUUGUUUUAAAAUGCUGUGUAGAGACAAUCUAAUUUUUUAAAAGUUUGAUUUAUGCUGGACCAAGAACCAUAGCGUCUCUGUCCCUUUCUCUCCCUCUCGUCCUCUUUUUUCCUUUUUUGAAUGUAAGGCUGCUCACAGAAAGAAGAUUCAAUUCCAGAGUGGUUUCUUUUGAUUUAAAACUGUAAAAUUGUAAAGAUUUUUAAUUUUGCAUUUUCCACCCAAUUACUGCACUAACGACAAUUUCAAUUAUGAAAAUAAAAUGCUUUAUUUCUGCACUGGUGAUAAA
Molecule: messenger RNA, 1589 nt
Organism: Tachyglossus aculeatus (Australian echidna)
Lineage: Eukaryota; Metazoa; Chordata; Mammalia; Monotremata; Tachyglossidae
Gene: NIPA2
Product: NIPA magnesium transporter 2
Exons: 6
Coding region: 127-1212 (361 amino acids)
Biological process (GO): magnesium ion transport
Cellular component (GO): membrane
Molecular function (GO): magnesium ion transmembrane transporter activity
Source: RefSeq, a predicted model, not a curated record